CUUCGAGGAAGUGUGAAGGGAAAAAAAAAAGAAGAAAAACUGCGAGCCGUCGGGUAGCUGAGCGUGUUGACAGCUGUUUAGCGGAGUUUCUCAUCAUUUGAGCAGCUUGGAGUGAAGAGGACAGCUGGAAAUGACCGCCGAGGUUUUCUCCUAUGAGAGUUUGGUUCACGCUGUGUCAGGAGCCGUGGGAAGUGUGACUGCGAUGACAGUAUUCUUCCCUUUGGAUACUGCCAGGUUACGGCUUCAAGUGGAUGAAAACAGGAAGGCCAAAUCUACACCUGCUAUUCUGGCUGACAUUGUGAAAGAAGAAGGAGUACUAGCUCCCUACAGAGGAUGGUUUCCUGUCAUCUGUAGUCUUUGCUGCUCCAACUUUGUCUACUUCUACUGCUUCCACUGGAUGAAAGCUAGCUGGCUGAAGAGCAGGCAGUCAACCCCCACCACUGACCUCAUUGUAGGCAUUGUUGCAGGUGUUAUAAACGUCCUACUGACCACUCCUCUGUGGGUGGUCAAUACCCGGCUGAAGCUCCAAGGCUCCAAGUUUCGCAAUUCAGACAUCCGGCCCACAAACUACGCUGGUAUCCUGGAUGCAUUUAAGCAGAUCGUCCGUAAAGAAGGUGUUGGCGCCCUCUGGAACGGCACCUUCCCAUCCCUGCUGCUGGUGCUCAACCCCGCCAUUCAGUUCAUGAUUUACGAAGGUCUGAAGAGGCAGCUGAGGAGAGGGGCUUCCAGAGAGCUUACAUCUCUGGAGGUCUUCAUUAUCGGGGCGGUCGCCAAAGCCGUCGCCACCACUGUUACGUACCCACUGCAGACGAUACAGUCCGUCCUCAGGUUCGGUCAGGUCAACGCACCGACAAAAAAGUCGAAGCUGCUGUCCAGCCUGCAGACCCUGAAGGGUCUACUGGUAAACAGAGCGAGGAAACACGGCGUGUUGGGUCUGUUCAAAGGCCUGGAGGCCAAGCUGCUGCAGACCAUCCUGACUGCUGCCCUCAUGUUCCUUCUCUAUGAGAAGAUUGCCAGCAGUACCUUCAGAGUUAUGGGACUGAGCAGUGGCCACUACAAGAGACGCUAACCAGCAACCAGAAAUGCAACCCUGGACACUUAACAGAAAUGCAUUGAUGAUGAUGACUGGACGGGACCUGAUUUUUAAGAAUAUUUUGCUAAACAAAUGAUAAACCACUACUGAUGUUUUAUGGUGAUUUUCUUCUGUUUUUGUCUUAAAAGAAAUUAAUGAUGAUUUAAGAAUUGUGGUAAUGUUGCACAUCAGAUCUGCUCCUAUAAGUGUCUUUAUACUCAUUCAAUGUUUCCCUCAGUAUUAAUAACAUGUGUACCUGCCUUAGGUAAUUGGUUUUCAGUCUUAUUGACUUUUCAUUGUCAAAUUGAUAAUGUAGAAAGAAAGAUCAGAGACAGUAAAAUAAGGUAUUUCCAUUGGUGAUCCUACAGUAAAAGUAACUGGUUCGAAUCAGAUUUUAAGGCUGAUUGUCUAUGUAGUUUAUGAAUUUUUUCAGCAGCUCUCAUUAAGCCUAAACAUUGAUACUGACUUCAUAAUAUUUUUUGUCUUUUUUUUUGGUUUGUUUGAAACUUUAUUAACCAUUAACAAUAUCUUUUGAUAUUUAGACAAGGACUCUGUUGACAGUUAGGUUCAUAAUCCCCUCUGAAUAAUCGGAGACUUCAAAUGUGUCCAAAGGCUUUCAAAGGUUUAAAAUGUGAAAAUCAAAGUUAUUUACCAACAUCAGGAGGUCUAGGAAUUGGAUACAUAUUUCUCCAAAACCAUUCAUAUUCCCUCAGAUUUUUCUCUUAUUUCCUGUACUGUUUCUCCUUGCAGAAACUGUUUAUCUGAUCAAAAUUACCGGGGUGACACUUUCAAAAAUACACUGGGCAAUAUGCUAUCUUGAUCAGGUACAUGAAUUUCAUAUAAAAUGUGUGGAAAAGCUAUCAAAGUCCAAAUUAAAACCUUAAAAUAUUUUUUUAAAGUGGAGGCAAAGGAAGAACUGCCUGACAGUUCUACCUGGCACCUGUAGAGCAAAUUGAGAGUUUUUAUGUAGCAUUUACCUGUCAGGCUGUCAAAGAAAAUGUGACAUUCAGUGUGAAAAACUAUGAACAGCUUAAAGAGCAUCUGAUAUAAUUUUAAAGUAGUUAGUUCAGGUUUUAGCAUUUAUUGCAGUUUUGAAUAAACUUCUGAUUAUCCAUUUCCAUCUCUGUCUAAAUGUACACUAUGCUGUAAUUUCAAUAAUGCUGCUGUUAAACCCAUGUAAUUUCUCCAUUAUGGGACAAUAAAGGAUAUUCCCAAUCUAUUA
Messenger RNA from Xiphophorus couchianus (Monterrey platyfish), 2294 nucleotides. RefSeq names its product solute carrier family 25 member 17 (gene slc25a17). The transcript is spliced from 9 exons. Gene Ontology annotation, biological process: transmembrane transport. The record is from RefSeq and is a predicted model, not a curated record. Lineage: Eukaryota; Metazoa; Chordata; Actinopteri; Cyprinodontiformes; Poeciliidae. Gene Ontology annotation, cellular component: peroxisomal membrane. The coding region runs from base 131 to 1069 and encodes 312 amino acids. Gene Ontology annotation, molecular function: FMN transmembrane transporter activity; coenzyme A transmembrane transporter activity; ATP transmembrane transporter activity.